AUGGGUCCUCUAGUCAUGAUGUUAAUGCUACCAUUACGGGCCGAGUAUGUUGGACUUACAGCGCGAGGAUCCUUGGUUACAAACAAUCUUAUUAUCACUUCGAAUCCGAGCUCUGAAGCCGACAACGGCUCUAACUUGCCCUCUUUACGCUUUGGCUUAGAACCGUUGUGCAGCGUCAUUGAGGGUGACCUGGCAGGGACGUCCUUGUCCAUUAAGACGGGAAAAGGUCAGUCACUAGCGUCCUUUAAGGUGGAGGACGACAAGACUUUGCUGGAACUUGGUAACCUAAAAGUUAAUGGUCAUUUAGACAUAAGUGACGGCAGCUUUAUUAUAAACGGAAAGAACCAAUGGCGCUUGGCCGUCCACGAAGUCUUCACUCUCAAUAUGGCCCCCGAAGGGUGGGACGUGUCAAAUCCCGAGAUCGUUACGGAUUGUGCCGGGGUCAUAAUGCUUGGAGGCUAUAAGAAAUUCAGCCAAGGCGAAAUAUCCAAAAUCUACACCAACCUACCUCCUCACGAAUAUAUACGCGUUGUUGCCAACUACCACUUUCUCGACAACUGGACCGGCGAUACAGGAUUCCUUCGAAUCAAUGCUGGCAAGGAUGGGAGCCUUGUACAUGUUUGGACCGACUCUCACACGGCUGCCGCUAAGGGCAUCAAUGUUUGCGGCAAUCCGAACGUUCCGGAGUCCAAGUUCUCCGUGCCAAUUGAUAUCACGAUACCACACAGCAGUUCAAAAAUCAAACUCGGAUUCGGAUCCACAAUGAAAACAAACAUUCCGGAUGAAGCAUCAUGGGGCAUUUCUCUGGUUGAGUUGUAUAUAAAAUAG
Gregarina niphandrodes is the source of this 828-nucleotide messenger RNA. RefSeq lists its product as hypothetical. NCBI's taxonomy places the organism in Eukaryota, Apicomplexa, Conoidasida, Eugregarinorida, Gregarinidae. The coding region runs from base 1 to 828 and encodes 275 amino acids. The record is from RefSeq and is a predicted model, not a curated record. The transcript is spliced from 2 exons.